Xenopus laevis (African clawed frog) is the source of this 790-nucleotide messenger RNA. RefSeq lists its product as uncharacterized. The transcript is spliced from 3 exons. The record is from RefSeq and is a predicted model, not a curated record. NCBI's taxonomy places the organism in Eukaryota, Metazoa, Chordata, Amphibia, Anura, Pipidae. Bases 187 to 582 code for a protein of 131 amino acids.
UUGAAUUUGCCUUGAGAGCUUUAUUUGUGGACAGUUUAAUACACAAAGGUUUACCUGUCAAAAGCAUUUCUGACAGGUAAAGUCCUGUCAGAAAUGGUUUUAAACACGCCAAAUCCCGCACUGGAACUACUACACCCAGAAUGCCCUACGCAUGACAGGAAGUAGUCGUGGUUUCAAACAGCAAAUAUGGCGGCGCCCGUGCGAAGGAUGUUGGUGUCAGUGAGAAGAGGGCGCAUGUGGGCUGUCUUGGUUGACUCUGUGAAGUCACAGUUCUCUGCUUUCCAGUCCUCCAUACCACACAAUGCAAAGCAGCUGCACACCCACUCACGUCUGUGGGCCAAACCUGAGCUACAAGAACAGGCCUCUAGGACACCAGAGUACAUCCCCCAGCGCAAAGCCAAAAACCCUCUGAAGAAAGUAGGUCUGGCAUGGGCCAUUGGCUUUCCAUCUGGCAUCCUGCUCUUCCUGCUGGCAAAGAGGGAGGUGGAUAAAAAGCGUCUGGACCAGCUCAAAGUCCGACAGAGAAUGAAAGAAGCCAAUCUCGGGGAGUAUGACAGACCAAGAUUCAACAAGACAACCUAGCUGUCAUACCAUUUUUUUGGGUGGGGGGGCACAUUGAGGCUCUUAGAAGAUGGGAUUAAAUGAUUCACAGCUUUUAUUAUAAAAUAUUGUACAUUAUAUCUGUUCCUUUUUCCCCAAGUGUUUAAUGAACUGAUUGCAUUUAUGUUGAGUAAAACAUUAAAAUCAAAAUGUUUUCCUUGCCAAUAAAUCUAUUGUUUGGCAGAAGCGA